ACAUAGAGGAACUGUCUCUGCUAUAUCUAUUAAACUCAUCAACAAAUCUUAGCCUUUUAUCUUCCUAUUCCUUAUAUACAUCGCCCGUGACCACUGUACCUAAAACCCUCUUUCUCUUUCUUUUCUCAGGGUUCCAUUUUAUAUAUAUUUAUACAUAUGCCAAACCCUAAAACCCUUCUGAAUUCCUUUAUUUAAAUACCCUCAUUUCCAUUCUUAGAUAUUUCCCAUUUUUCAAAGUGCUUUCUUGAAUUCAGUGCUUCAUCUUCUUCCUUAGCUCAAUUCUCUCUUCUUCUUGAGUUAGUUAAUUCUAAGAGGGGUUUGUUUAUUUUAAUCCAUUUGUUUUGUUUGGUGAGUUGAAGCCAAAUUCUUGGACUAAGUAUAGAGGGAACUAGUGCUGAAAAGUGUUUAGCUCAUUGACUUUUCUUUUUAUAAUAAUAAUGUUUUGAGAAGUUUGGUUUAUAGUGAGAAAAGAGUACUUUAUAGGGGUUUGGUCUAUUUCCCAUACAAAAUAAUUCUUCCUUGGAAAACUUCACCAAACCAAUACAUUCUUGCCAAUUGGUGCCUUUUGCUUCACUUUUUUUCUAGCUUCUUCUUUGUUCUUUCCCAAUUUGGAAAUUUCAUUUCUGAAUUUCAGACCUAAGAAUUCACCUGGUUUCUGGAGAAUUAAGUCUGAAUUGCUUAAUGGGGUUUUCAAGAAUUCAUCAUUGAAUUCCAAGAUUUCAAAUUCUUGAAUUUCUUCUCUGUUUCUCAUUAGUACAAUGUCUUGUUUAACUGGAGGUGGAAGGGCAGCUUAUAAAUUGGAUUUAGAGAUUAUAAAAUCUCCAUCUAAUUCAUGGACUUCACAAUCAUCUUCACCUUCUUCAACUCUUUCAGAAUCCAGCAAUUCUCCUAUUGCAAUUUCCACUAGAAAACCUCGAACCCCUCGAAAAAGACCUAAUCAAACUUAUAAUGAAGCUGCAGCCCUUCUAUCUACAGCCUAUCCUAAAAUAUUCAACACAAAACACCUCACUAAGCCUUGCAAAUUUACCAAGCCACACUAUCCCUUUUCAUAUGAAUCCACAGAGUUGGUUGUGCCUUACCAAAUCGUCGAAAAUUCGGGGUUUUUAAUCCAUCCACCAUUGAUAGAAAAACCCAAUUGUCCAAUUGAGCAAAGGUUAAUGAGUUCUUUUGACAAACCAUGCCAAAGUCCAGGAGAAAUUGACUCCAAAGGGAGUAGUUCAUUAGAGGUUUGUGAUGAAUUUCAAGAAGAUUUUGAUGCAGAGUCUAUUUUGGAUGAGGAAAUUGAAGAGAGUGUCAAUAUUGAUAGUAUUAUGGGGAAGCUAAAUGUGGAGAGUGAAUCAUUGAAGGAGUCCAAUUUUAGCUUUAGUUAUAGCAAUAGCAGCCACCAACACAAUUUUGGUACAUGUUAUGGUUUUCCAAUAGGACUAGGAUUUGAAAAUGGAUGUCACCAAUAUGAUUUUGGCAUGAGAUGUGGGGUGCGACCAUUGAGAAAUGUUGAUGACGGAGAUUGGUGGAGGUAUCCUAGCGUAAAUGUCAUCGACAUUACACCGAAAUUUAAACCGCCGGUAGAAAAAAAGAAAAAGAAAGUAGAGAAACUCGUGGAGUUAAGGGGCUCGGAACCAUCAUCAACAAAGGAUAAUUCGAUUAUUAAGAAGACGAACAAGGAUAAUUCAAGUCAAUCAAUCAAAGAAGAAGUCGACAUCCCAAAACCAAAAUCGACGUUGCUCCUGAAAUUGAACUACGACACCGUUUUGAACGCGUGGUCCGAUAAGGAGUCGCCGUUCUCCGAUGACAUGCCGGGAUCGGAGGCUGCCGAAAAUGAUGUCCAAGCCAGAUUAGCACAAAUAGACUUAUUUUCAGAGAAUGGAGGAAUGAGAGAGGCUAGUGUGCUACGUUACAAAGAAAAACGACGCACACGUUUGUUCUCUAAAAAAAUUAGAUAUCAAGUUAGAAAAGUCAACGCUGACCGACGACCCAGAAUGAAGGGUCGGUUUGUGAAAAGCCCAAAUUCACCAGAGAGAGAGAGAGCUAGGAUGAAGAGUUGAUUUAUUUAGAAUUUUAGGAUAUUUUUCCCUUUUUAUUUUUGGAUAUUUUCAGUUUUGUUACUUCUAUUUCAUAUUUUUCUUUUUUAAAGUUAUUCGGCCUUGUUACAAUUAGAAUAAAAGUACCAAGGAAGAGACUAGUUAAGACAAUGAAUAUGAAGCAGAAUAGUUGAAAUUUUUCAUCUUCU
Nicotiana attenuata is the source of this 2230-nucleotide messenger RNA. Its product is annotated as protein CHLOROPLAST IMPORT APPARATUS 2-like. Gene Ontology annotation, biological process: regulation of DNA-templated transcription. NCBI's taxonomy places the organism in Eukaryota, Viridiplantae, Streptophyta, Magnoliopsida, Solanales, Solanaceae. Gene Ontology annotation, molecular function: protein binding. Gene Ontology annotation, cellular component: nucleus. The transcript has 3 exons. Bases 759 to 2045 code for a protein of 428 amino acids. The record is from RefSeq and is a predicted model, not a curated record.